CAAAGCUAUAUUCAUCAUCACAUCGCCAAAAUGAUUAUUCCCAUCCGCUGCUUCUCCUGUGGAAAGGUCACUGGCGACCUUUGGGAGCGCUAUCUCCAGCUGAUCGCAGACCCGCGCAAGACCGAUGGUGAUGCCAUGGACGAGUUAGGUCUGAAGCGCUACUGCUGCCGACGUAUGAUCAUGACACACGUCGACCUCAUCGAGAAGCUUCUAAAGUACACCCCCGAUGGACGCAACGAAAAGAAGCAGAGAUUGAACGAGUCGGCAUAAAGUUUUGAUCAAAUAGAAAGAUGUGAUGCACAGUUUGGCGUUUUGGAUCUUGUUAAUACGUAUUUUCUGGCUUGGCGCAAGGACGAAUAAAAAUCAGAUUGCAACGAUGGCGGCGAGGCCGUAAACACGCCGUAAUAAUCGAACGAUGACUUCUACUUUACUCGCAAUAUUGCGGCACCUUACAGCAACCACGGCAUACUGUUGAUGUUUUCUCUUCAGGAUGGGAUACAGAUGAAUCGUGAGAUGGUAUGUGGGAGAUAUGGCAAGGAUCCUGUCCAAUACCACAUAUACGGCAGUUAAUAUCGCAAGAUACAAGUGGAUAGUUGCAAACCUAGCU
This is a messenger RNA of Trichoderma atroviride IMI 206040, 607 nucleotides long. Lineage: Eukaryota; Fungi; Ascomycota; Sordariomycetes; Hypocreales; Hypocreaceae. The record is from RefSeq and is a predicted model, not a curated record.